CACACUAAGGCGCAGACAGAGAGGAGACGUGCCACCACCGAAACAAACCUAUCCUCUUGAUUGAAAUUGCACCUAACGCUGGGCACUUCACAUUUUAAUACGUUGUUGUUAUCAAUUAUACCCCUUCGAGCGUCGUGUGCCGCAGCGCCACGAAUGUGCUAGUACCAGAUGCCCCUGGGAUUCACUCGGCACAGUAAUCGUUCGCAGCAGCUGGCUCCUCUCCCCCCCCAGGUACUACCGCAACAACAACAGCUGCAACUCCCACCACAACUAUCGCAAGCUGACCAGCUGCAGCAGCAACAACAGCAGCAGCAGGCUCAUCUACAGCAGCAGCAACUUCUCCAGCAGCAGCAGCUCCAACAGCAACAACAGCAGCAGCAACAACAGCACAUCCCGCAGCAACCUCCCACCGCCUCCGAGAACAAAGGUUAUGACCCGAGCGUAGUCGCUCAGCCUCAACCACAACAACAACAACAGCAACAACAGCAGCCAUACCCCAACCCAUCCGACGACGUGGCCUCCUACCAAGCGCCCCCAGCGGAUCAGCAAAGCGGCGGCAACGCGUAUCAUGAACUGACAGCCCACCCGAGCGCCGCGCCAACCCGAUCCCGCUCCCACCGCUUCUCGACAUCUUACCUGCAUAUCACGAGCCCGUCGGCGCAGCAGCAGCAACAGCUACAGCAACAACAGCAGCAGGUUUCCCCGCAAAACAGCGGAGACCCUGCGCCCUUCGCAGACGCGGCUGCAAACGCCAAGGUCCCCGCGCCGGGUGAAUUAAAGAAGUCGUCGACCGCUGGACCCGCAGCUCCAACCCUGGUCCCGGAACCGCACAAGAAGUCGAAGUCUCGCAACUUCUUUGGACAGUUCUCGUCCAAGUCGCAUCGCGAGUCGAGUAGUAGCAGUAGCAGUCGCCAGCAGCAACAGCAGCAGCAGCAAGCUCCACCCGCUGCGUCGCUCAAGAGCCCUGCUGUCGGCCGCAAGAUCUCUAAGAAGAACGGCGAUUCGCUGCCCCAGACGCCGCAGCAGCAGCAGAAUAAUUCAGUAGAGGGGCUACAGCAGACUGGGUGGCAGCAGUCGAACCAGAGCUCAAACAACUUGCCAUCGCCGCAGGAGCAGCAGGACGACGGUCUAGACCCCUACCUGAUCCGGGACAAGGAGGCAGAGCACCAGGCCUCAGCGUAUGAUCCACGCCUCGGACUCACAGUUCGUGUAGUCGCAGACGGUCAAGGCCAAGUCGCGCCCCAGCAGUACCACCAGUUCCAGGAGCAGCAAGUCCACAGCCCACAGCAGUACAGCCCGCAACAGUAUCAGCUAGCGCAGCAACAGCACAACGCCCCCAUCGAGGACCCCUCGGUCGACUACAGCAACCAGGCACCGCAGCAGCCAGGGCAAUACCAGCAGCAGCACGCGCAGCAGCAGAGCCUCGGCAGCUUCGUCUCCAACCAGCAGUACCGCAACCCGGAGGUCGUCUCGCAGCUCUCCCACGACUCCCCCUUAGACCCAAACGAAGAGCAGCGCCCGCCCUCCGUCCAGAGCUCCCAGGGCUACACCGCCCAGCAGCAGUACCCCUCACGCACCGCCUCCGCGAACCAAGACCCGCCGCGACUAACCCACCAGUCUUCGUCUAACAUCAUGGCGCCCCCAGCUGCGCAAGGCUCGCAGAGCCGCAAGUCCACAGACAAGAGCUUGCAGCAGCAGGGUGAUAACCGCGCGCCGCCCCCGGGUUACACACAGGGAGGCCAGUUCCCGCCGCCGAACCAGACCCCGACUACCGCGCAGAGCCCGCUGCCGCCUAUCCCGAACCCAGGGCAGCAACAGCAACAGCAGCCGCCGACUAACUACCGCAACUCACAGCUGCGCGGGGAGUACGGGCCUGAUGGACGCAGCACGCCGCCUUUGCAGGAGACGCGCGAGCUGACCGAGAUGGAUAAGCUGCUCAUCAAGUACAAAAAAGUCAAAGGCCUCUACUUCGACAAGCAAGCCCAAGUCGAGCAACUCCAAAACACCCUCGCCAACCAGCGCCUCUCGCAAUCCAAAACCUCCCUCGACGACAGCGAAUACAUCACGCGCUUCCAGCGCCUCGACGGCGCCAUCAAAGAAGUCGCCUUCUCCAUCCGCAAAGACUGGAAAGCCCUCCCCCACUGGCUCGUCCCCUUCGUCAACCCCUCCGCCCUGCAAACCGGGACCAAAGAAAUGACCGCCGUCGGCCGCGCCACCAUCGCGCGCUGGCUGAACGACGAGAUUUUUGGGAAAUGCUUUCACCCGGCCCUCGACCUCGGGUUUUCCGCUGAGCUGAAGAGGGUAGAGCAGAAUGUCCGCUUUUUCGCCGCGCCGCCGCCGAAUCAGGAUGAGGCUGAUGCGCUGACGGCGAAGAUCACGCAGUGGAGACUUACGACUAUGGAGGGUCUCGCGUACAGAUUGAAUUCUCCGCAUGCGGCGCAGGCGAAGGCGGAUUUCAUUCAGAUGGCUGUUUCGAAUCUGACGGCGCAUUUGAUGAAUCAUCUCCAUGAUGCGGCGGAUCACGGGUUCCAGGGGAACGCGACGAGUAUCAUCGAACUUGCGGUGGGCAUCGCGAGUCAUUUGCCGUGCGAGAGUAGGGAUAUCGCGAUCUGCUACCCCCUUCCUGGGGACCUGGUGGCGCCGUAUAUGAAGCUCGAGCCGGCGCUGCCGCCGCUGGAGGUAGACACCAAGGCUGAGGAAGGAGAUGGGAAGGACGGCAAAGACGAGGAGUCUGGGAAAGAGGGGAAGGGGAAAAAGGACGCGAAGGUGAAGAAACUCGCUCCUGCCGCUGCUGCUGCUGCCGCCGCCGCCGCCGCAGCAGCAGCAGCAGAGCCAGAGAUCAAGGAAGGCGCGAAUAAUAUCCGGUUUGCGGGCUUUAUGGGCGUGGAGGUUAGGGGGAGGCAGUGGUUGUAUAAUCCGCCUGUGUGGACGAUUUCUUAGUUUUUUUAGCCUGUUAUUUUUUGUGAUGUUUUCUUUAAAAGGAGGGGGGUGCUGGCUGUCUAUACGUAGAUAGAGGGGAGAGGGACGAGUAUAUGAUGGAAGGAGGGAGAUGUGGUCGGGGUGAAAAUAUGUGUGGGGAUGGAGAUUAUGCAAAUAUAAGAUGAGAUGAGAUAGUUUAUACGAGGUUAUGAUCGCGCUGGCUGCCCCGUUUCCUUUCCUUUUCACUUUGGCCAUGCAAGCCCCAUGGGGUCCAGAUUUGCUCCAUCUAGCCAUUUCUGCUAAGGUCUUCCCCAAGCACACACGUUACACGUAAGUUAUAACGAAUACUAUAUUGAAUUGAG
Molecule: messenger RNA, 3281 nt
Organism: Pseudogymnoascus verrucosus
Lineage: Eukaryota; Fungi; Ascomycota; Leotiomycetes; Thelebolales; Thelebolaceae
Exons: 2
Coding region: 169-2940 (923 amino acids)
Source: RefSeq, a predicted model, not a curated record